AUGAGCUGGGCUGUGGAGGAGUGGAAAGAAGGCCUCUCUACCAGAGUUCUUCAGAAGAUUCAAGAGCUUGAAAGUCAAGUAGACAAGCUUAAAAAGGAGCGACAACAAAGACAAUUUCAGUUAGAGUCUUUGGAAGCAGCUUUGCAAAAGCAGAAACAGAAGGUCGAAAAUGAAAAAAACGAAGGUGCAACACUAAAACGAGAGAACCAGAGCUUAAUGGAGUUGUGUGAUAGUCUUGAGAAGGCAAAGCAGAAAAUAUCACAUGAUCUUCAAGUAAAAGAAUCUCAAAUCAACUUUCAAUUGGGGCAGCUGAACUCAAGUAAGAAACAAAUUGAAAGACUGGAACAAGAACUUAAAAGAUACAAAUGUGAGCUUGAGAAAAGUCAGCAAGCACUGAUUACAGGAGACUUAUCAUUCAGUGGUACUCCACAGAAGAGCUUUAGUGCUCCUUUUACGCCAGUUCAAAGUUAUAAAGAUGCUAAGUUUGAAGAAUUAGAAGAAAAGUACAAUAAAGAAGUAGAAGAAAGAAAAAAGCUAGAAAUGGAACUGAGAACCAUCCAGGUUACAAAAAUUAAUCAGCCUUAUCCUCAAAGCAGUUUGAGUCACAGGGAGAUUGCACGGCAUCAGGCUUCCUCAUCUGUGUUUUCAUGGCAACAAGAAAAGACACCAUCUAGAAAUCAAGAAACCCCUGCAAGGAGAAGUUCCACAACAUCCUGUUUCCCAUGGGAAAAAGAAACAAAUUCUAAUAUAGUAUCAGAGAAGAAAGAGCUCAACAACAGUUUCGUUGAGAAUUGUAAUAGUUCUUCACACAUCAACCAGCUAAGAGUACAGAAUCAAGAGCUAAAUUCCAGAAUUAAAGAUCUAGAACAACAGCUACAAGUUCUAGAAAAAGAGAAGAAAACUCAUAUGAAUAAACAUCAAGAGAUUCAACUCCAGCUGGAUAGAAUGAAGUUGGAAUUAACAGAGAAGGAUAACAUUCUGAACAAAAACAAGGAUGAAUUGACUAGACUGAGAACGCAACUUGACCAAGCUACUGCACAGGUCAAAUUGAUGGAGCAAAAGGUGAAAAAAAUGUCAGAAGAACUGAAUUGUCAAAGACAAAAUGCUGAAAGUACUCGUUGCUCUUUAGAACAGAAAAUAAAAGCAAAGGAAAAGGAAUACCAAGAGGAACUAUUUUGCCAGCAACGUUCCUUACAAACACUGGAUCAGCAGUGCAACCAGAUAAAAAACAAACUGAAUCAGGAGCUCCAGCAAGCCAAAAAUGACUUCAGCACUCUGCAGGCAGAAUUUGACAAAGUAAUGGCAGUGAAACAACGCUUGGAACAUGAUACCAAUGAUCUCACUCAGAAGCUGUGCAGAGCAGAGCAAGCUUUAUUAGCAGCCCAGGCUAAGGAUACUGAGCUGAGAAGAAGCUUCGAGGAAUUGAAGAAGGAGAAAAUCCUUCUUGACUGUGAAUUUGAAAAAAAACUGCGAGAGAUCCACCAAUUUGAAGAAGAGCUAAAAACCAUCAAGGAGUCUCUAAAGCAGAGCCAGAAUUUUGCAGAAGAGAUGAAAAAUAAGAAUAUAUUUCAGGAAGCAGAAUUAAAAUUGCUAGAAGAGAAAUUUAAAAAGCAGGAUAGCUCCCUUUCCUUGGAGAAGCUGAAAUUAGCUUUAGCUGACAUGGAAGAGCAGCAAGCUUCUACUCAAGACCUACUCAAGGAAAAGGAAAAUUGUAUUAAAGAACAAAAGUGUAAAAUAAUUAAAAUGGAGGAAGAAUCGGGAGCUUUUCAGAGGAUCCUUGGAUUCAAGGAGAAAGAAUGUGAAGAAUUAAAAAAAGAGACUACUGCUUUUUCUCAAUGGAAAACUGAAAAUGAUCAUCUUAUAAAUAAACUUAAGUCUGAAAAGGAAGACAUGCUGACUCAUAUUAACAACUUGGAGAGUUCACUCCAAAGUGAACAAAUCAAAAAUAAUGAACAUAAUGAGAAACUCAGAAUAAUGGAAACUGUAAAUGAAAGGAAUAGUAUAGAGAUUAAAGAACUUAAAGACAUGCUAGAAUGUAAAAGUGCACAAUUAGAAGCACAGGAAAAUGCUUAUGAUGAACUUCAACAGAAAGCAGAAUUUUCUGAAAAAAGGUACCUGAAAGAAAUAGAAAUCAUGUCCUGUAAAAUACUCCAGCUCACCAACCAAGUUGGUGAACUAGAAGAAAAGUUACAGUUAGCAGCAGGUGAAAGACUGCAAAGGGAUCAAUGUUACCAUGGUCUACUUGGUGAACAUAGGAAAAUCUGUUGUCUUGUAAAAGCAAAGGGUACUUCAGAAAUGGCAGAAGAUGGAGAAGUUCUUCUACAAAACAGUCUGGAUAAAACUGUUUUAGAUGAUAAACAACUCACAGUGAAUGACUCCAUCACUGAAGAUCACAGGUGUACAAAAGCUGUUUUAGGAAUAGAAAAAAACAAGGAUCUGACCUUACAAGAUCAGAUAUCUUCUCCUGAGAUUUCAUUGGUGGCUGAAAAGCAGCUGAACUCAGAACAAAAGAAGCAGUAUGAAGACUUACUGCAAAUGAAGGAUGAAACAGAGAAAAGGCUAGUUAAUGUAGAAAAGAUGCAUGAAAGCUUUGUGACAGAAACUAAACAGCAUAUUAGUAAUUUGCAGAUGGAUAUUUCAGCACGUCAGGAUUUUGUCGAAAAAACAUUAGCUGUUCUUGAGGAAAAGGACAUGCAACUGCAAACAUUGAAUGGAAAAUUAGAAAAUGGACAAGCAGAGAUUCAGGAUUUAAAGAUCAAUAACAAAUUGCUUGAGGAUUCAGUAAGACAACUAAAGCUCAUGUCUGAAACAUGGAGUUCAGAGAAAAAAGUCCUAUCUUCAAUGAUUUGCACAUAUAACAAAGAAAUUGAGAAACUUACUGAAGAAAAUGCAACCCUUUGGGAUUUAAGCAGAGCUUUAGAGCAAGAACAAAUAACUUUACUUGAAGCAAAUAAAAAUAUUUCUAAUAGUUCAAAGGAAAGAGAAGAAAUAAUUUCUGAAAUGUCUAGGAAACAUAGGGAGGAAAGAGAACAUAUUGAAUCAAGAUCUGAAGAAACUGAAAAGGAGCUUACUGUUCUGCAAGCAAAGUACAAAUUGAUGGAAGGAAAAAACGUGAACAUGAUGUGCAUUUUAAGAGAGAAGACAAAUGAGUUUGAGGAGAAGAAAGCAGAAUUAGAACAAGGGAAACAGGUAUUUAGUGAGAAUGAAGACAUCUUAUGCAAAUUAAUAGCCUCAGAAGAAAAAAAAAAGCUUUUGAUCCAGGAACUUCAGCAACUACAGUCAGAAAUUUCCCAUAUCCAAAAUGUACCUUCUGUUGAACUUGACUGUUUAAGACAGGAAAUGUUAAAUGUCAGAGCAACACAGAAUAAAAUGCAAAAGCAAUAUGAUACUUUAUGUCAAGAGAAGGAGCAAUUGGUCGUGAAACUAGAAAGGAAAAGUGAACCUGUAAUGUGUGACUUCAGUUUUGAAAGGAGACGCAAUUCAGAACAGUUGUGGGAGCCCAUGGAAGAAAAGCACACCCAGCUAAACAAAUACCAACUUAAACUCAAGCGUCUUCAAAUGGAUUUUGAGGACAGAGAACUUUCUGUAGAAAACUACAGGUUACAAGUGAUGCAGCUGGAGACUGCUUUAAAAAUAAUGGAAGUAGAACUUGAGAAAAGUAAGAGGGAAAAAGAGAUAAUGCAGCAAGAACUCUUGUCUGUUAAAGAAUUGAAAACAUCAGAUUCUCAGCUUACAGGGUUAGAUGAAAGUGGCUGCUCAUUGGAGUGUAAUUAUGGUACUAUUACCCAGAAUUGUGAAAGAAGAGGAAUGAAUGAAAGUUAUUCAUUGAUCUUCCCUGAAUUAACAUCAGGAGAAAAUUAUCAUGACCAACUGGCAUUGUCUUUGCAGGUAACAAUAAGCAAACUGAAUGAACUGGAGAAAAUGUGUGAAAGAUUGCAGGCUGAAAACCUAGUAUUAACCUCUGUAUUUAAUGACUCAAAAACUGAUGGCACCACAGUUACUAAUAAAGUGGCUGAAGAGGAAGAGAAAAUAAUGAAUGCAGAUAAAAAUUUAAAAGGUGAAAAGGGUAUUUUUCCUGAUGAACUUAUGGAUCAGAGUGAUAAUAGUGAAAGGGGAAUAUAUUUGGAUAACAAGCAAGUACCCUUCAUAUUUAAAGAAUGCAGUACUGUUCACAGUUCUGACAGUGAAGACCGAAAAUUGUCCAGCAAAGAAGUUAAAAAGCACUUUGCUGAAAUAAAAGAGAAAUUUUUCUCUUUACAGAAUGAGCAUAAAUUAUUAUAUGAACAACAUUGUUCUCUGAGCUCAGAAAUAUCUGAACUACAGUCUUGUAUUGAAACACUGAAGGCAGAAAAUUCUUCAUUGUCAACAAGUCUGAGCAAUGUUGAUACAGAUUCAGUGAGAGUGCCACUAUCUUCUAGACAAAAGGAUGGACUGUUGGACUUAGUUUCAACUAAGUCUACUAUUUCUUUUUCAGAUAUUUGUGAAAGCCCCUCUUUUAUAGGGGUAAGUCAGGCUGAUAAUUCUUUUAACAGUGAUACAUACAAAUGGCCAGAGGAAAUUAUUAGGUUGAAUAGUUCAGAAGAAAUAAUUCCAGAAGGUAUAGGAAAAGUUUUAGUGGAAUAUCCUCAUAAUGAUCCCACACUGGACUUUACUAAAGAGCAAAAGAUCAUUACUCCUAGACAAUCUAAUCUUGAGAGCAGAGUUGAAGAACUUCAAAUGCUGUGCCAGACAUAUGAGAAGUCCAUCAAAGUUCUUGAAGACCAAUUUCACCAUCAGAAAGAUAGGAAAAAGGAAGAAAUACAAGAGCUGAAACAAAUUAUACUUUCUGAAAGAAAAGAAAUAGAUCGUCUCAAAGAGCAAAAUAUAUCUGACAAGGAAGAAUGGCAGCAGAAACUGAGUAACCUGAGUAUGGAAAUGGAGUGCAAACUAGCAGCAGAGAGGAAACAAACUGAAAAUCUGUCUUUGGAGCUAGAAGCAACAAGAUUCCAGCUACAAGUCCUUGAUUUGAGUUCUUGUUCACUACUGUGCACUGAUACUGAAACUAACACACAAGAAGAAAACAACAGCUUUUAUGAGUUGAGAGUGCCUAAUGAAAACACAGCAGAGAAAAAAGACAAACCUGAACUAAACCCCUUUGAGAAAAUGGCUAUAGGAGUGAAAUCUGUGUGUGAAAAUGUGACUGAGACCAUUGAAGGAAGGUUACUAGAAGACUGUACAGAGAAAUUAUGUGGAGAACAAGAAUGUAGAAAUAUAUCAGAAGAAAUUGCUGACUCUUCAGACUGUGUCAGUGUAUUGUCAUUUUCCAACAGUAGUAGUUUUUUGAGUGCAGGGGAUUUUUUUGAAACUCAAAUAAGCACUGAAACGCUUCAGGAAGAAACAAAACAGCAGACUGCUGAAAAUAUGAGUUUGAUCUAUGAGACAAAGGAAAGCAGUAAAAAUGUUGAUUUAUUAAUGAAUGUCAAGGAAUUAAACUUGCCAUUGGACUUUCAGCAUACACAGUUAACUUGUAAGAGCUCAGCUUUUGCCGAACUAGAAGAAACUGCUGUAGUGCUUAAAAAAAUUAAUUGUGACGUAAAAGAAAAACUGGAACCAGUUUCUGUGGAUAAGCAGCAAUUAUCUCUUAAAGUAAUGUCUUUAGAAAAGGAACUUGACAAUGUAAAGUCUGAGCUGGAAAUAUAUAAAGUUAGAUUGUCUAAUGUAACAGAAGCAGAGACACUGGAUGAUGUAGAAAUGACCAACGAAGACUGGCAUAAACGAUUUAUUGAAGUUGAAAAUGAACUGAGGAGGACAAAAUCUGAGAAAGUAAAUAUUGAGAACCAUGCCUUCUCCAUAGAGAAUGAUUUUGAAAUGCUUCAGACAAAAUACCAGCAGUUAGAAAGGGACAGAGAACUUAAACUGAAAACUAUCUGUAGCCUUCAAGAGCAUCUUGUUGCAGUCACAACUGAGAGAAAUCAUAUUGGUGAAGAACAACAAAUUUUGUCUGAAAAUAAAAAAGAAUUGGAUAAAAUGCAUCAGAAACCACAAGAGCAAUUAAAAGAGCUGGAGUCAAAUAAAAUGAAUUCUACUGAAUUCAUUAGAAGGUUAGAGGAUGAAGUGAUGACAAAAACAAAUCUGUCUGAGAUUGUAAAAUCUGAUGUAAAUCAGUUAUCAAAUGAAAAAGAUCUUCUGCAAAAGUUGCAAAAUUUGGAAAAGGAUGUAGAGUCUUUCACCUCAGAAAGAGAAAAGUUCCAAAACCAAGCAGCAGAUUUGAACAAGGAAAAAGAGCUGGUUGUAAGAGAAUCUGAGAUGAUACAGAGUAAGUUAAGUGCUUUAGAAAUGGAAAAUUCCAAGCUCUCCAAAUCUUUAGAAGGCUUGUUAAUUGAAAAAGGUGAACUUGCUGCUAGAUUAAACUCAGCACAGCAAGAAGUACAUCAAAUGAGACAUGGAAUCGAGAAACUGAAAGUAAAAAUUGAAUCUGAUGAGAAGAAAAAACGUCACGUUGCUGAAAAGCUGAAAGGAAGUGAAAGAAAAGCUGAUUCUCUUCUGGACAAAAUUGAGAAGCUUGAAAGAGAAUUGCAGAUGUCAGAAGAAAAUCUAGAAGAUGCAUUUGUUCAAUCAGAGACUGCUAAAGCAGAAGCAGAAACAUUAAAAAUUGAGAUGGAAGAAAUGACUGAAAAGGUGAAAUGUUUAGAAUUAGAAAUUGAUGUCCUCAGCUCACAAAAAGAGGGUUUGGCUAAAGAUUUAAAGGAAAAGCAAGAAAGAAUCCUUGAACUAGAGUCUUCGAAUUUGGCUACAGUAAAAAUAUUAGAAGAAAAGGAGGAAGAAAAGAUGCUAAUCAAGGGUGAGUUUGAAAAUGCUGUAAUAUUGCUGAAAUCUGAAAUCAAAGACAUAUAUGAAAAAUUAGAAUUUUCCUGCAAGGAGCAAGCAGUUGCUAGAGCAAAAGAAAAAGACUUAAUUAAUCAGGUAGCUCAUCUUGAACAAGAGAGAACAAUAUUAUUACAACAAUGCCAGGAAAUAAAAAGUGAAAAUAUCAAAUUGGAUCAUUCAAAGGAAAUACUUGUUGAACAGUUUAUGGAUUGUAAGCAAAAACUGGAUGAAAAGAUUCAAGAAAAUGGUGCUCUUCAAAAGCAAGUGAAAGAUACACAGCAGCUCUCUUUGCGGUUGACACAUAUGGAACGUGAGCAGGAAUGUUGGCACCAGGAAAAAAAAGAGCUGCAGAAUUUGAUCACUGAAUUGAAGCUAAAGGUGACAUAUUUUUCUAAUAAUGGAACUUUUCAGGAUAUCCUAAAUGCUCUAAAAAUAUCUUAUAAAGACCUUGAGAAGGAACUGGAAUCUACACUUUCUGAAAAGUCAACUGUGUAUACAAAGGUAAAUGAACUGACUGAAAGUUGUACUGAGUUGGAAGUCAAACUAAGUAACACUGAACAGAAGAUUUCUGAAUUACAGGAAGAAUUUGCCAUGGAAAGGAACAAGCUUGCUGAACAAAUACAAAUUCUUCAAGAACAAUCAGAAAACAGCAAAAUACAGCUGCUUCUGACUAUAUCAGAAAAAAAUGAACUCAGUAGGAGUUUGGGGAUGAUUCAGAAAGAGUUACAAGAAAAAGAGAGUGAAAUGAUAAGAGAAAUAUCAGAAUAUCAAGACAAACUUCAUCAAGCAGAGAAGGAUCACCAGGCUGCUCUGUCGGAAGUAAACCGAAAGAAUGAAGUCGAAAUUCAGGCCUGUCAAGAUAAAAUGAAUUCAUUGGAGCACUUUAUCAGUUCACAAAAAAUGGAAAUUGAGCAUCUGAAGUCAAAUAAAGAGGAAUUAAAUAAUUUUCUUAAAGAAGCUAAUCAGACCUUAGGAGAACUCCAAAAAACAAAGGCUGACAAUAUUAACAGUAUAGUGGAACUAAAGAAAGAAAAUGAAUUUGCUCAUAGUAAAGUGCAGCUGUGGAUGAAAUCCUGUAAACAAAUGGAACAGGAAAAGGAAAUGUUGCAAAAACAAAUAGUGGAACGUGAUGAGCUAUUAAAGAAGAAAAAUCUAGGUGCUGAUGAGAAUGCCAUUACAGAAGAAACUAGAUUAAAACUGGAAGAAUUACAGAAAUCUGUAGAAGUGAAAACAAGGGAGGCAGAUGAGAACCUGGAGAAAUACUGCUCUCUAAUUGUUAAAUAUUAUAAGCUAGAAGAAGCAAAUGAGAUGUUAAAAACACAAGUCACUUUGUUGAGUGGUCAGCUGAAUCAGCUGAAAGAGCCAACAGUUGAUGCUGUGAGCACUCCUUUGCUGAAUUCAGAUAAAUCAGUAACAGUUAAUGAUCAAUCAGUCAAGGGGAUGAAGUCAGAUGAAGAUACUACUAAGCUUUCAAGUAAAAGGCAGAGAUAUGAAGGCACCAGGAAAGCUAAUGGAGAGCCAAGAUCUCCUAUGCCAGAGGCUUUAUCAAAAAAGAAAAGGAAGGAUGAUCUCUAUGAAAAUUUGCUUGCACAGGAGAACAUGGACUAUGAGCUGACUGGACUUCCAGAAGUGGUGAAAAAAGGGUUUGCUGAUAUUCCUGCCGAAAAUGUUAGCCCUUAUAUUUUACGUAGAACAAACCUAAACCUAAGGACAGAUCCUCAUCUAGCAUCUCAAAGUGAGAAAUUGUCUUUGCCCACACAAGAUGUGAAAAAAAGCAGAUCAGAUUAUCUUGGUGAACUCUCUCAUUCAACAGCUGGUGGCAGCAAAUCACAAAAGGUAAACGAUGAGCAGCAGUCCCAAGGAGGAACAGUUUUUCCACUAAUGAAGUCUACUUCAAGAUCGCCACUUUGCACAUAUAAGCAAUCCACAAAAAAUGUUUCUGAUAAUAUUAGUGAAAGUCAUACAGUGCCCAAAGCCAAAAAUUCCCUAAAUGCACAAACACUACCUGAGCAACAUGAACAAGAAAACUGUAAGGUGCAGUAAAUUUGUGUGGAUUUAAUCUCAACACAAAAUAACUGAAGUUCAAAAACUGGUUUCUCAAAUAAAUAUCAAAACAA
Molecule: messenger RNA, 8963 nt
Organism: Rhea pennata
Lineage: Eukaryota; Metazoa; Chordata; Aves; Rheiformes; Rheidae
Gene: CENPF
Product: centromere protein F
Exons: 19
Coding region: 1-8889 (2962 amino acids)
Biological process (GO): mitotic cell cycle; metaphase chromosome alignment; regulation of G2/M transition of mitotic cell cycle
Cellular component (GO): nucleus; chromosome, centromeric region; spindle pole
Molecular function (GO): microtubule binding; transcription factor binding; protein homodimerization activity
Source: RefSeq, a predicted model, not a curated record